UUUUUUUUUUUCUAUCCUAUUAUUUUUUUAAUUAACUACAAAAACCAUGUCUGAUUUUGGUGACUUUAAUACUUCUAGCGACCCUACUUCUGAUUUCCUUGCUCGUGAACGUGCUGCUUUAGGAGCAGAUGCUGACUUAUUCAAUAUGGAUGCUCCUAUUACUACUACCAAUACUACUGACUUCCCUGCCAUUACUGCUGAUACUUCUUCUUUCCAACCAUCAUCUUCUUUUGACAACUCUCUUGCUUUGACUUCUUCUUCCAAUGAUGCUUUGGCUGUUACUUCUACUUCCAACGACUAUUCUGCAUUUGACUCGGAUUUCCCUAAGGCUGAAGAAUUAGAAACUUCUCAGGCUUUCCAUAAAGCUAUGUUACCCGAUGAAGAACCUGCUGUUGUCCGUCAAUGGCGUGAAAAGCAACAGGAACUGAUUGCACAACGUGACCAAGAAGCUGAAAAUAAGAAACAAGAAACUAUUCAAAAAGCUAGAGAAGAUAUUGAUCGAUUCUAUGAAGAAUAUAAUGAAAAGAAACAAAAAUCCAUUGAAGAAAACAGAGCAAGAGAAGAAAACUAUCAAAAGGAUCGUGAAGAAACUUCGAGUUCCAACAAUAUCUGGGAACGUGUUGUACGUGAAUUUGAUGUUACCAAUGCCAAAUCUGGACAUCAUACAAGAGACGUCAGUCGGAUGAAACAAGUCAUGUUGGAUUUACGUAAAGUGGAUAAUGCACCUGGAAACAUUAUUACUCAAGCUUAAGUUUAGAAUCUUUUUUUUUCUUUAUUUGUGUACGCCACUUUAUACAUUUAUAUAUGUAUCUUUUUAUCAAGUAGUAGUUUAUUCUCGUUAUAAAAUUUUCAUUAUUCUCUAUGAUCUAUUUUUAUUAUAUCACAAUAAAUAAAAGAAAAAAAAAAUUCUUCUUUGAUUCUGGCAAG
Molecule: messenger RNA, 927 nt
Organism: Halteromyces radiatus
Lineage: Eukaryota; Fungi; Mucoromycota; Mucoromycetes; Mucorales; Cunninghamellaceae
Product: clathrin light chain
Exons: 4
Coding region: 47-751 (234 amino acids)
Biological process (GO): clathrin coat assembly; clathrin-dependent endocytosis; intracellular protein transport
Cellular component (GO): clathrin coat of trans-Golgi network vesicle; plasma membrane; clathrin coat of coated pit
Molecular function (GO): clathrin heavy chain binding; structural molecule activity
Source: RefSeq, a predicted model, not a curated record